Molecule: messenger RNA, 1014 nt
Organism: Prunus armeniaca (apricot)
Lineage: Eukaryota; Viridiplantae; Streptophyta; Magnoliopsida; Rosales; Rosaceae
Source: the annotation of a GenBank genome assembly
AUGAUGAGGUCGUGGGAUCACUGGGUUGAAGAGGCUCUUCAGAAACUCCAACACCUGCAACUCGUUGGAUCUCUCAGACCCAUUCACCUCCAUAGUGCACCAGCUCUAGAAGCCCAAAAACCUAUUGAAGAUGAAUUCAAUGUGUUCGAUGAACUGCAACCAUGGGAUCGAUCCGCUGUGCAGGUUCAAAUUACUGAAGCCACAUUCCAAAAAUGGGUCCAUGACAUUCCCAGUUCAGGAGACGAUGAUGGUAUCCAGAGUUUCAAAAAGCUGCUACUAUUUUCUGCGAAUGAUUAUUUGGGCUUGGGUUCACAUCCUACUAUUGGAAAAGCUGCAGCUAAGGUCGCCCUAGAACACGGAAUGGGCCCAAGGAGUUCUGCUUUAAUCUGUGGAUAUACUGAUUACCAUAGGUUACUCGAGUCAUGCCUGGCAGACUUGAAGGAGAAAGAGGAUUGUCUUCUUUGUCCAACGGGAUUUGCAGCCAAUACGUCCUUAAUGGUAGCUUUGGGAUCUGUUGGCACUCUCUUGGCUGCUGGCAAAACACCUUCACCUGAUGAAAAGAUUGCCAUUUUUUCUGAUGCACUGAACCAUGCGUCAAUAAUUGAUGGUAUUCGUAUUGCUGACAAGCAAAAGUCUGUACAGAUAUUCGUCUAUAGACAUUGUGACAUGAAUCACCUUGAUGCCUUGUUCUUAGCAUUGCAUUUGUGCUUUGAUAGAUCAAGUUGCAAAAUUAUGAAGAAAGUGGUCGUGACUGAUAGCGUGUUUAGUAUGGACGGAGAGGUUGCACCAAUGGUUGAGCUUGUGAAGCUACGCAAAGAGCAUGACUUUUUGUUAGUUAUUGAUGAUGUAAGUCCUCUAGGGCAAUCCAUCAAGAAAGUUGGCCCCCGUAUUAAGCAAAAAAACUUGUAUGAAACGGGAAUAACACUAUUUUACUAUCUCCAGCCAAUCACAGUCUGCCACAUGAAAAAGUUAUCAUGCAUGACAUACUGUGAUUGGCAGGGAAUAACAAAAUAG